This is a messenger RNA of Cylindrotheca closterium, 495 nucleotides long. The record is from the annotation of a GenBank genome assembly. Lineage: Eukaryota; Bacillariophyta; Bacillariophyceae; Bacillariales; Bacillariaceae.
AUGGCAAGCUUGUUGACCUACGGGAAUAUAUCCAAUGUUACAGAGAGCUGGGACCAUCUUUUAAGAAUUGAGGAUUAUGAGGAAAAGGCAGGAAUUCUGCUUUUCAGAAAAUUCUUUGCCUACGAGCCACAAGCACUUAAAGUCUUUGGAUUCGAAGCGGGUACAACGCUAGACGAUGACUUCUUCAAGAAUCCAAAGGUCGUUACCCAUGCGGUGCAAUACACGCGCAUGUUGGGCAAGGCUGUCAAUUUGUUGGGACCGGACAUUGAUGUUGUGAACGGCAUUCUUCAUAACUUGGGACAAAAGCAUCGCACUGCAUACGGUGUAAAGGCUUCGUUUUACUCUCCCAUGGGAAAAGCUCUAAUUGAAACCCUAGAAGAGCUCAUUGGACCAAAGCAUUUUACUGAAGCAGUCAAGGAAUCCUGGGUAGAGUGUUUUCAAGCCAUGUCCUAUGAAAUGAUCCAGUCCGAGGGUUCAAGGAGACAUAGUUGCUGA